Molecule: messenger RNA, 756 nt
Organism: Rodentolepis nana
Lineage: Eukaryota; Metazoa; Platyhelminthes; Cestoda; Cyclophyllidea; Hymenolepididae
Source: the annotation of a GenBank genome assembly
AUCCCAAUCACAAAAGAGGUCUUCUCGUCGGAAAAACAUGUAGCCAUAAUUGGACAUUGCUUUGGUAACGAGACGAGACUAGAUCAAUGCAAACACUAUGUGGACAAAAAUGGGGUCAAAUGCAAAUCAAAUAAGGCUGUUGCUGUGUCGUGUCAAAGUGAUCUACCAGACCUGACGUCAGAUAUUGAUGCCUUGAUGAGCUCUGUGCAUAUUCAGAGACUACGUCUUUGGCACCUGACUUGCGCUCUUGAGGAACACUGUUUCCCAGACAGUGUUUACACUUAUAUAGCCAAUAAUCCAUCGCCUUUCCUGCCUGCUCUAAUACCCGAACAUUGGGAGUGGCACCCAUGUCACAGCCACUAUCACAGUAUGAAGGUGUUUGGUCGAUAUGAAGUUAUUGAUGUGAUGGAACGACUGGUCUCCUAUGGACACAAAGCAAGUUUCUGUCUGGAAGACAAUCGCUGCGAUGCCAAUGCCACCAAACACUUCACAUGCAGCAACGUCAUGGACACAAAAGGCAAACAAGGUAUUAGUCCCGGAUGUCAAGAUGAAUAUUUCUUCAACUACGAUUGUCAGUGGGUCGAUAUCACGGACCUUCCAGUUGGUGAUUACACUUAUCAAGUAACUUACAAUCCGGAUUACCUAGUGCCUGAAAGCAACUACUUCAAUAACGCUGUCACUUGCAAAAUGCAGUACCGCGGGAAUUGGGGUCGCUUCUACGACUGCAAGAUGGUGCAUCCGUUUGAACUGCUGUAA